Molecule: messenger RNA, 1523 nt
Organism: Heteronotia binoei (common prickly gecko)
Lineage: Eukaryota; Metazoa; Chordata; Lepidosauria; Squamata; Gekkonidae
Product: nuclear factor 1 C-type-like
Exons: 11
Coding region: 1-1218 (405 amino acids)
Biological process (GO): regulation of transcription by RNA polymerase II
Cellular component (GO): nucleus
Molecular function (GO): DNA-binding transcription factor activity, RNA polymerase II-specific; RNA polymerase II cis-regulatory region sequence-specific DNA binding
Source: RefSeq, a predicted model, not a curated record
AUGUCACCCCGCAUGAAGAGAGAUCCAGGCGAGCAGCCAGGUAGCAAAGACAUGCCUGCAAAAGGCACCAAUCUCAUGCACAACUUGUGGCUUUCCCUUUCAGAUUCAGAUCAGAGUAGCAGCCCGAGGACGGGGAUCGGGUCAGACCAAGAGGACAGCAAACCCAUCAUCACCUUGGAUGCAACAGAUUUCCAAGAAAAUUUUGUUACGUCAGGCGUCUUCAGCGUCACAGAGCUUAUCCAAGUCUCUCGAACGCCAGUGGUGACGGGCACGGGGCCAAAUUUCUCCUUGGGGGAGUUACAAGGACACCUGGCUUAUGACCUCAACCCCUCCAGCACAGGGAUGAGACGGACACUUCCGAGCACCUCCUCCAGUGGGAGUAAACGGCACAAGUCGGGUUCCAUGGAGGAUGACUUGGAUACGAGUCCCGGUGGUGAAUAUUACACUUCUCCCAGCUCACCGACAAGUAGCAGCCGCAACUGGACAGAAGACAUGGAAGGGGGCAUCUCCCCGACUAUCAAAAAGGACAUGGACAAGUCUCCAUUCAACAGCCCGUCACCGCAGGAUUCAUCACCCCGGCUGACCAGCUUCACUCAGCAUCACCGGCCUGUCAUUGCCGUUCACAGUGGUAUCGCCCGAAGCCCCCACCCUUCCUCCGCUCUGCACUUCCCCACCACCUCGAUCCUGCCCCAGACGGCUUCCACCUACUUCCCCCACACAGCCAUAAGGUACCCGCCUCAUCUGAAUCCGCAGGAUCCUCUGAAAGACCUCGUCUCGUUGGCCUGUGACCCGUCCAACCAACAGCCAGGACCGAUUUUUUUUUCAUCUCAAAAUGGCGUCCUUUCCAGAAUAGGCGCCACCAACAUUCCUGCAGUUUUUACCCCGCCCUUCCUUCAAAGAUCUCAGGGCGCCAUGCAUGGGCCUCCUCUCCCCUUUUUAUCUUCACGACAACCCUGCGAGUUAAAUGGAAGUGGCCAAGUGAAGGUGCCCGGGCACUAUCUUCCCACACAGAUGUUGGCGCCACCACCCCCUGGUAUGCCCCGCCUGGCAAUCUCACCUGAUACCAAAUCCACCACGACAACUUCCGAGGGAGGGACCUCUUCGCCGACAUCACCCACCUACUCCGCCCCAGGCACACCCCCUGCGAACCGCUUCGUGGGAUUAGGACCACGGGAUCCUGGCAGCAUCUAUCAGGCCCAGUCCUGGUAUUUAGGGUAGUUGCCGCUUGCUGGAUCUUCACCUUCCUUUCCUCCUGUGCUAUGGGCUUUCUUCGAGGAGAGUGAUGCAGCCCCCCCACCCCUCCCCCACCCCUUCAGCGCAAACUUUGGUGGCAACGCAAAGAGAGCCAGAGAAACUCAACGAUAACAUUGCGAGAGACUACAGAAGGACGUGAAGCAAGGUGGAAAGGUUCAGACUUUUUGAAAAAGUUACAAACCACCUCUCCCUGCCAGCACCCCGCCCCCCCAACUGAACAGACCUCUCGGAUGGGGCUUCUAGCCAGAAACACUAUGCGCCUAUCAAUG